CCCCUCCCUCAAAAUCCCCCCCAAACUCCCUCCCUAUUUCCCCCCUCUCCCAAACCCCUGGAAUUCCGGGAUUUUUUUCCCCAAACCCCUGGAAUCCCUGGAAUUUUUUCCCCCCCAAUCCCAGGAUCGGGCACCACAGCACGAGCGACGACAGCUCGGCGUAUCGCUCGGUGGACGAGGUGAAUUACUGGGACAAGCAGGACCAUCCCAUCUCCCGCCUCCGCCACUACCUGGGCCACCGCGGCUGGUGGGACGAGCAGCAGGAGAAGGCCUGGAGGAAGAGCUCCCGAAAAAUGGUCCUGGAAGCCUUCGAGCAGGCGGAGAAGGAGCCCAAACCCUCCCCCCACCUCCUGUUUUCCGACGUUUACCUGGAGAUGCCGCCGCGGCUCCGCAGGCAGCGGGAGGAGCUGGAGCGGCACCUGGAGACCUACGGGGAGCAUUACCCCCUCCAGCACUUCCAGAAGUGAUUCCCAGAAAUUCCAGGGGGAUCGGGAUUCCCGGAGAUUCC
Molecule: messenger RNA, 508 nt
Organism: Empidonax traillii (willow flycatcher)
Lineage: Eukaryota; Metazoa; Chordata; Aves; Passeriformes; Tyrannidae
Product: 2-oxoisovalerate dehydrogenase subunit alpha, mitochondrial-like
Exons: 2
Biological process (GO): branched-chain amino acid catabolic process
Molecular function (GO): oxidoreductase activity, acting on the aldehyde or oxo group of donors, disulfide as acceptor
Source: RefSeq, a predicted model, not a curated record